AUGUUCCGUCGCUCCUCGUCUGUGAUGCGACGCGCUGUCAGCGCCUUCCUCAAAGAGCCUGGCCAGGCCAAGACCUUCCAGGAGACACUGGCGGUCUGCAAAGCCGAGAACAGGGACUUGGCUAGCAUGCUUAGCUCUGACUUUCUGCUAUUGCAAUCAAAGCUGUUCAAGUAUCGCAUAGCCCGCCUCGGGGAGGAGGUUCGGUAUGUGAUGAAGCACCCUCUCGGCUCCCUCCCUUCCGUGGACAUGGUGCCUGUCCACCUCGUCGCCCUACCUCUUGUCUUCUUCGCAGGUAUGUGUAUUGGCCGUGGUUCUAGCUGCCCUCUCGUGCAGCCCCCGACUGCGAAGAUGGAAGUGGCUGCGGCAGCCGCAGCUACCGCCGAUGCAGAUGCUGCAGCUCAAAAGGAACGGAAGUAA
Leishmania mexicana MHOM/GT/2001/U1103 is the source of this 417-nucleotide messenger RNA. RefSeq lists its product as hypothetical. NCBI's taxonomy places the organism in Eukaryota, Euglenozoa, Kinetoplastea, Trypanosomatida, Trypanosomatidae. The transcript has a single exon. The coding region runs from base 1 to 417 and encodes 138 amino acids. The record is from RefSeq and is a predicted model, not a curated record.